ACUAAAGUGCGCUUUCACCACGCAAGCGUACCGCCAGACACCGAUCGUAAAAAUAUAAAACGAAGAUAGGUCGAACGUUUCGUAUUGGUACACUAGAGCUUGGAACAAUUAGCUGAAGUACCAAACAACAAACUAAAAUGUAGUCCGGCCGUGUAUACGUGUAUCGAUCUCUGAGUAGCAGACACUUGACGAUAUGCAACCCCCAUGGUGCACGGGACGGCUCGGCAUGGGAACUGGAUCGAUCGGUUAGGUUGAACUAGAUAUUCUUUAAUUACCAAACAUUUCCAAGAUAACAUUGUGUUCGGCAGUCCUUAUAAUGAUGGCCCCGUUUUCCUUUUCCUUCAAUGGUUCACGCUUUCAGGACGUGACCGUUCAACGAAAGUGCAUUGAUUAGAUUUAUUAAAAAAAAAACAAAUAGUUUACAUACGAUAAAGACAAAACAAUCGAUACUACGUGCCUUUGACGGUUAUCCUUUAUCGAACACAAAGUCUGUGUGUGUAAUGUAGGGGAUUUUUCUAUUGGUUCAAUCCACCAUCAAUCCUGAGGGAUAUAAAAUUAAUCCAUCCCUCAGAUUGCGCAACACAUACAAUAACUAUAGGGCACUUUAAAACACGUUACCCGUUGAGUAACAAAUCCUUUAUCAUACUGUUCUUCAUCCCACACGUCGCACGUCUUGGUUUGGUGCAUUAUGACCCCGUGAAACGUAACGUAAACAAACCCUUAUUCUACCCGGACACACACAGACUCGCUUAACGGCUGAGUUUGGUUACAGCAGCGAAAACCAACCGCACGUUCGUAGGAGGUAUUUCAAGGAGACUUCAUUACAAGACAGCUGGCGGGGGUAGUAUGCGAGGGCCAAGCAUGUCUCUUGAAGGUGACAGUAUUGGUGAGCAAUAUCGUUCAAAUAGAACCAGCAAGCGGGUGGAUGGGCGAAGAGUGGUUGCGAUAUCAUUACUAUCACCUGUAUUGGAUGGUGAAGGAUGGGUACUGAUAAUGGGCGGUACGUGUACUUUCCCUUAAAAUGCUUGGUCCCAGGCAGGUUGCGAUGGUCUAACGAGAUUGUAGAUCAACAGUUUUCACCAGUGUUUUCGCGUUAGUACACAUUCGGAACCCGCCAGUGUAACAGUGUAACUCCGUAUGGAUAAGCGUGCAACCAGGAUGAUUGGUUUUUGAGAAAGAAAAUUUGAAUACUACACGUUGCACGGUUUCGCUUAUACAAUUAAUAAACGUGUUAUCUUGUAACGGAAAGUUAGUGGGCAAUGAACAUCAAAAAGUUGAAGGCGUUUAGUUGAUAAUCAUACGGAACGUUGGCUGUGAUGUACGAUCCUGAGUGUAGAUGAUCUUUGUACAUCGUGUUGCGUACGUGAUAAGUUAAGCGUGAUAAGUUUUUUUUCUAGUGAAUGUUAGUGUAUUUUGGGAGGAAUCCAAUAUCAUUAUAAAACUUGUGAUCGUGUGCAACUGACGAAGCAAUUUAAGCGUCGAAGGUGAAACUCUUCACUACGAAAUCGUAAUUUAAAAGUGGGAAGGAAUUGUCUCACUUGCCGUAUUUUUAACUCGCUGCUAACGAACUAACGUCGGUCAUUCGGUUACCGUCAACCGAAUCGCACAGGACCCAUCCACGUGGUUGUGUUUUCGAUUUUGAUCGAUUCCUUCAGAAGAUCAUGCUGCUGAUCGAUUGCUUCCGCCGGCCAUCACACGAGCUGCAGGCAAGGAAAAAGCAAUCCUCCAAGGAGCUGGUACAGAUGCGCAAACUGUACCGAGAUCCGGUGAAGAUACUGCUGCUUGGUGCUGGUGAAUCGGGCAAAACCACCAUCAUCAAGCAGAUGCGCAUCCUGCACAUACAGAACAGCUACAGUUUCGAUGAGCGGUUGGAGAAGCUGACGGACAUUUACGAGAAUAUACACGAAUCGAUCUACGAGCUGGUGCGGCAAGUGAUACUGCUAGAGCUGGAGUUUGACUCGAUCACCAAUCAACGGUGUGCGGAGUACAUUCUGCGAAUGGGCCCGGAAGCGCCCUGGAAUCUCUCGGCCGAGUAUGUACAGUGUGUACGUCGGCUUUGGUCAGACACCGGUCUGAAACGGUGCUACAAACGCUCGAACGAAUUCCAACUGAUCGAAAGUGCAAAGUACUUUCUUGAUCGCGUGGAAAAGAUCUCAAUGCCAGGGUACAUACCGACCAACAGUGAUAUCCUGAACUGCCGCAAAACCACGACCGGUAUACAGGAGAUUCGAUUCAAUGUGCGCAUGCCCAGCUCGCUCGGUGGUGGUAUGCAGGAGUUUCGCAUGUUUGAUGUCGGUGGCCAGCGGCAUCAUCGCAGCAAGUGGAUGCAAGCGUUCGAAGGUGUACAGGCGGUCCUGUUCCUGAUCUCCUGCGGUGGGUUCGAUCAAACGCUGCGGGAAGAUCCAAAGCAAAAUCGAUUAGCUGAAGGGUUCGAGCUGUUCCGGGGCGUUUGGCAUAAUCGUUUCCUUGCCGAAACCGGUGUUAUCGUGUUUAUGAACAAACAGGAUGUACUGGAACGGAAACUGUUGGCGGGUAAAUCGAUACGAACGUACUUUCCCGACUACGAUGAUUAUGUUACGUUCGUUGAUAAGGAUCAGCUGUAUGAUGAGCUAACGCGCACGAGAUCCUUUAUACGCUCGAAACUGGUGGACAUCACAAACGAACCACCGAGAAGAACAUCUCAUCUGGCAGGACGUAAACGCACUUGCUACUUCCAUUUCACCAUUGCCACCGACACGCAAAACGUGCGUACCGUUUUCAACGAUGUGCAUAAUAUAAUCUUGACGAAAAACCUUUCCAAAAUGGAUUUACUUUAGUUGCAAGAUCUGUAAGCCAGUUGCCGGGCGGUUAUGUUAGGAAUAUUUAUUGCGUGUUUUGUCGGCUAUAGUUAAUAAUGGAUGUUUAUUAGAUAAAGAAAUAUAUCUCUGUUUUGUGAUUUGAAA
Molecule: messenger RNA, 2942 nt
Organism: Anopheles funestus (African malaria mosquito)
Lineage: Eukaryota; Metazoa; Arthropoda; Insecta; Diptera; Culicidae
Gene: Galphaf
Product: guanine nucleotide-binding protein G(f) subunit alpha
Exons: 5
Coding region: 1662-2816 (384 amino acids)
Biological process (GO): adenylate cyclase-modulating G protein-coupled receptor signaling pathway
Cellular component (GO): heterotrimeric G-protein complex
Molecular function (GO): GTPase activity; G protein-coupled receptor binding; G-protein beta/gamma-subunit complex binding
Source: RefSeq, a predicted model, not a curated record